This is a messenger RNA of Gekko japonicus, 4346 nucleotides long. RefSeq names its product SCY1-like, kinase-like 2 (gene SCYL2). Gene Ontology annotation, molecular function: protein kinase activity; ATP binding. Lineage: Eukaryota; Metazoa; Chordata; Lepidosauria; Squamata; Gekkonidae. Bases 131 to 2893 code for a protein of 920 amino acids. The transcript is spliced from 18 exons. Gene Ontology annotation, biological process: protein phosphorylation. The record is from RefSeq and is a predicted model, not a curated record.
GGGGUUGUGCUGAGGUGGCCGCCGCCAUGGAGUAAGCGGGCCGGGGUCGGCGCUGGUCAACCACGCCCCACUGUGGGGGCAGCACCCUUUCUUCAGGUGGAGGCAAGCUUUCUAGCAAACAGUUGUGACAAUGGAGUCUGUGCUAAACAAAUUGAAAAGCACUGUUACAAAAGUGACUGCAGAUGUCACUAGUGCAGUAAUGGGAAAUCCAGUUACCAGGGAAUUUGACGUUGGCCGACAUAUUGCUAGUGGUGGCAAUGGGCUUGCCUGGAAGAUUUUUAAUGGCACUAAAAAGUCAACAAAACAGGAGGUGGCAGUUUUUGUCUUUGAUAAAAAGCUAAUGGACAAAUAUCAGAAAUUUGAGAAAGAUCAAAUUAUUGAUUCCUUAAAAAGGGGAGUUCAGCAGCUAACAAGGCUUCGGCAUCCUCGACUGCUAACUGUGCAACAUCCAUUAGAAGAAUCUCGGGACUGUUUGGCAUUUUGUACAGAACCAGUUUGUUCGAGUUUAGCUAAUGUUCUUGGCAAUUGGGACAAUCUUCCUUCACCUGUACCCUCUGACAUCAAAGAAUACAAACUUUAUGAUGUGGAAACAAAAUAUGGCUUGCUUCAGGUUUCUGAAGGCUUGUCUUUUCUACAUAGCAGUGUAAAAAUGAUCCAUGGUAACCUUACUCCUGAAAAUAUAAUUUUGAAUAAAAGUGGAGUAUGGAAAAUUAUGGGGUUUGAUUUCUGUAUUCAGUCUAAGAAUCCAUCUGAGCAAGAGCCUAAAUUCUCUUGCAAAGAAUGGGACCCGAAUUUGCCAUCUUUGUGUCUUCCAAAUCCCCAGUAUUUGGCACCAGAAUACAUCCUUUCAGUGAGCUGCGAAACAGCCAGUGACAUGUACUCUCUGGGAGGAAUUACAUAUGCUGUGUUUAAUAAUGGAAAGCCUAUUUUUGAGGUCAACAAGCAAGAUAUAUAUAAAAGUUUCAGUAGACAGCUGGAUCAGCUUAGUCGCUUAGGUUCCAACACUCUGCAGAACAUCCCAGAAGAAGUCCGUGAGCACGUAAAGCUACUGUUAAAUGUAGCUCCGGCAGUCAGGCCAGAUGCAGAUCAAAUGACUAAGAUACCUUUCUUUGAUGAUGUUGGGGCAGUGACUCUGCAGUACUUUGAUUCUUUAUUCCAAAGGGAUAAUCUUCAAAAGUCACAGUUUUUUAAAGGGCUGCCAAAGGUUUUACCAAAAUUACCUAAGCGUGUUAUAGUUCAGAGGAUUUUGCCUUGCUUGACCUCUGAAUUUGUAAAUCCGGACAUGGUACCUUUUGUUUUGCCUAAUGUUUUGCUCAUUGCGGAGGAGUGUACCAAAGAAGAAUAUAUCAAGUUAAUUCUACCUGAUCUCAGUCCUGUUUUUAAACAGCAAGAACCAGUCCAGAUUCUAUUGAUAUUUCUUCAAAAAAUGGACUUGCUCCUAACCAAAACUCCUCCUGAUGAAAUAAAGAACAGUGUUCUGCCGAUGGUCUAUAGAGCCUUAGAAGCACCUUCAAUUCAGAUACAGGAACUGUGCUUAAACAUAAUUCCUACAUUUGCUAACCUUAUAGACUACCCAUCAAUGAAAAAUGCACUGAUACCAAGAAUUAAAAGUGCAUGCUUACAAACAUCAUCUCUUGCGGUUCGUGUAAAUUCCUUAGUCUGCUUGGGAAAGAUUUUGGAAUACUUGGAUAAGUGGUUCGUACUUGAUGACAUUCUGCCCUUUUUGCAACAAAUUCCUUCCAAGGAGCCUGCAGUCCUUAUGGGAAUCCUUGGUAUUUAUAAAUGUACAUUUAGUCAUAAAAAGCUGGGAAUUACAAAAGAGCAACUUGCAGGAAAGGUGCUGCCACAUCUGAUUCCUCUUAGCAUUGAGAACAAUCUUAAUCUCAAUCAGUUUAAUUCCUUCAUUUCAGUCAUAAAAGAGAUGCUAAAUAGAUUGGAAACUGAGCAUAAGACCAAACUUGAACAAAUCCAUAUUAUGCAAGAGCAGCAAAAAUCUUUGGAUAUAACAAACCAAAUGAACAUACCUGAAGAAACAAAAGCUAAUAAUACAGGCAAUCAGAUUGACAAGGUGUUUACCAAUCUACAGACAGAUAUCUUAACUGCUGGAUCUGAUUGUAAAGAAAAUGGACUGUUGAAAAAUCAGAGAAAGGGUUCGCUUACACUUGAAGAAAAGCAAAAAUUAGCAAAAGAACAAGAACAAGCACAAAAACUCAAAAGCCAACAACCACUUAAACCUCAGCCUCACACAGUUGCUGCUCCAGUCAAACAGACCAAGGAUUUGACCGGUACUUUGAUAGAUAACAUGGCAUCAUUGGCCAGCCAGUCUCACAAUAGACCUAAAGUUCCUUCUUCAAGUAGUUUUUCUUCAGUUCCAUCUAUGGGUAUUGGAGCAGGGUUUUCAUCACCUGUUGAGAGCACUAAGAGAAAUGGACUAAAUGCUAAUGUGGGAUUUCAGCCUUCAGGAUUCAGCAUGGGGGUUGGCACUACAAGCCAGAAUUUCUUCAGCAGUGCUGUAAUCACCAAUAUGAAUAUGUUGCCUACAGGCAACAUGCCAACUUACAGCACUAUGAGCACUACAGCUGCAGUUUCACAGCCAGCACAGCAAAACAGGGCACCAGAUAUGUCUGCUUUAGAUAGCUUGUUUGGUCCUCAGAAACCCAAAAUCAGUAUGAAUCAGUUAUCACAACAAAAAACAAACCAGUGGCUUAAUCAAUUUGUACCUCCUCAGGGUGCCAGCAGUUCUCUUCCAGGGACGCAAAUGAAUGUAACGGGACAGCCUGGAUUUGGUUUACAGGGAAAUCCUUUCUUUAAUCCUCAGAACUUUACGCAGCCAACAAACAACAUGACAAGCAGCAGCUCAGCAAGUAAUGACUUAAAAGACCUCUUUGGAUAAUAGUUGUUAUCAUGGGCAAGUUGAUGGUGUAGAGGCAUCUCUUUAUGUCUGGUAAAAGCUGGGUUGAGAACUUCCGUCUAGCAAAAUGGACAAGAGAAAAGCUGUUUCCAGAAAGAGCUAGUAAUACACUUUAUUUUCUUAGGCACCAAGAAGUUCCUAUCCCCUUCUACAGUUUUGAGGUCAGUUUUAUCAAUCCAGGUACCCAGAGUUGUAAACAUUAGAAACUGCGCAUCUUGCCACUUCAGGAAUUUUUUCUUCUAGCCACUGUGUAAUCCUACAAAUAAACAUCUUACAAAUACAAGAAAAAAAUUGUAUUUACUUUUGGUCCACCAAAUGCACUACAUGUAUGCCCUGGUCUCUUGUUGAUCUUGUAAUGUUUGAAUUAGGUAUGGAUUUAAAAUGAGUUAUAAAUACAUUUUGGUAAUGGGUUGUAAUUGGAUGCAUGUAUUACUAUGCAGCUUCUUUAAAUGUACACAGCUAAAUUUUUGAGAAGUACAGAGUUAUUUACCCCCUUGUAAAUCAAUACCAUGAGUAGUGCUCUCCUUAAUAAAGUACAUCAAAAGAGAGAGAGAUCCUUCUAACAGAGGUGCUCUUUGUUACAAAACAAAUAUUGCCGGAUGAUCAUUCAGCAUAACUUUCCUACUGGUAACCUAUGCUGAAGUAUCAGCUCCUACAGUGGAAGCCAUGUGGUUGGCAUGGUGACCUUAAAAUCUUGCCUAAAUAUGCAUGGUAGCUUAAUCAUGCUUAUAUUUAUAUUUGAAAUCUGGAUAUUGAAAUAAUACCAGUGCAAAUUAAUUAACAAAAAUCUGUUUCAAAUCGUCCUACAAAUUCCAUUUUGUUAGAAUUUAGAAAUUACUUUCAUUAUGUUUAAAAUGUUGGCAUAACUGUAUGGAAAGAAUUUGGAUAGUUUCUUUAUUCUCCUGGCUACUUCUGAGACAAAAGUCGAAGCUUGACAAACCUUAAGUGAAGCAUAUUUGUUAUAGAUUCAGAUUAAAGUGAGCUCUGUUUCUUUAGAUUAAAUGGAUACAUUACAAAGAAAGUGAUGAAGCCAGUCUUCUGUGAAAAGGUUAUUGCAUUUAGACCAAACUGUCGUUCUUUAUGUAGUUUCAGAAUCAUCUGGAAGACUGAUACAAACUUUUGUAAUACCAAGUUUGGAGUAAAUAGCUCUUGUUGUAUAUUUUGACAUACCGGUCCAGAUCCAAAAGUUUCCCCAAUCUAGAUGCAGCAGUAAAUCCUGCUGAUUAGGUAGGAAAGGGUAUUUCACUUCCCCAAGACCAGAAUCUCUGUCCCAUUGCUUAUUUCUACUGGGCUUUAACUAUUUCUUUCCUAGGAAUUUUGGGACCUUUGUUACAUAUAGCUGGCUAUUUUGAGAAGGAAAGAAUUAGUUAUCUUUUUUAUAGAAAGCCUAUACACUUUAUUUUUCAAAGCCUUUCACUGAAUAAAUUAUUUCCAU